Messenger RNA from Oncorhynchus mykiss (rainbow trout), 3317 nucleotides. Its product is annotated as proline-rich nuclear receptor coactivator 2. NCBI's taxonomy places the organism in Eukaryota, Metazoa, Chordata, Actinopteri, Salmoniformes, Salmonidae. The record is from RefSeq and is a predicted model, not a curated record.
ACCCCAGCUUCCAUUUUGUUGCAAAUCAGACAGUCGAGAGGGAAUAGAGAUAUACACACAUUUCUAGAUAUAGAAAUUUCUACAUUCAGAGAGUUCAGACGUCAAUUCAACAAUCUCUGACAAAGGGUUUUUACCAACUAAGCCUGAGGAAGUCGAUCGGCUUUGAGCAUAUUCGUGCGCUGAAGUGAAUUGAUGUUCUACUCGGCUUCACGGGAAAACGACGCUCAUUGGCACAUGACAACUCCAGAUCUUGCUGGACCUAAAAGUGCAGCGAGAAGUAGACCGAAGACUAUUUCGAGGACCUGGAGCCCAAUUGGAAAGGAGAAAUUAAGAAGGAAGCAUCUCUGCACAUUCAACUUUCUAAUAACAAAGAGGUGACACAUAGUCUAGGAAGUACAGUAUGGGAGGUGGAGAGAGGUACAACAUUCCAGUGUCCCACCCAGAGCGCCCAUUGCCCAAGAAGAACCAUCAGCUGGGCCGGGCCAAGCAGAGAGUUGUCCGCGAUCAGAAUGGAGUGACAACCGUAGCAUCCUCGGGGGCGGCGCGAGGUCCUCACCAACAUGGCCACCGCAAGGGCGCAGCCUACCCCUGGUUCCCAGAGGCGCGGCUGGCCGCGUCGGCUGAGAAGAUAAACACUUCUGUCCGUUUUGCCAACGCCUACGAUCAGAAUUGGGAGGGCGCUGUGUCCCACCUGAACACACUUCUGGCCGCCCAGUGUGGCGGCCCGAGCUAUGCAGGGGCCAAGUUCAGCGAGCCACCCUCCCCCAGUGUGCUGCCCAAGCCCCCCAGCCACUGGGUCCCCAUGGGUAUGCGUGACAGCAGGGAGAUGAUGGCCUUCCAGCUGAAGAGCCUCCUCAAGGUGCAUGCCUAGAGAUGGACUCUCAUAACCUGACCUUUCAAAGCCAACGUGUGAACGAAGGCUCCUGCCUGCCUUGAACGCCCCAGCGCUGUAAUAUACUUUUGGCUAUUUUAGGUUGAGGUGUUCGAAGGGUGGUAGGCAUGUUGUAGGGAUGUCUCUGCAGCUGUUUGUCACCCUUUUUUCUCUCUUUUUUGAGAAACACAGGUAUUACAGCGCUGCAGCCUUGUUGGUGGGGGAGAAUGCUCUCAUUGGAGUCUGUUUCUGUCACUAACGAUGAACUGGAUAUCAUUCGUAUUUGUGCUCUGUUUUGUUGUUUUUUUUGUUGGCCGUUAUAGCAAGUCUGUGGGCUUUUCUUCCCAAACGGUAAGGUUGGAUACAGUUAGUAAUAACAUGUUAAUGCAGUCUCAUUUACAGUCCAUUUUUGUGGACCGGUAAUUCUUUGGCACGUUAAGUUCUGUUAAUCAUUAAGGAUUUCACCUCUGACAACCUGGUGCUACCUGAAGCACAAUCUACAAUAGUAGCAUUUUCUUUCGUUUGACUUACUGUUUUCCCUCUGGUUUGGGAGGGGGGGGGGGGUGUAAAAAUCCACUGUUCUGCAGGGAAACCAGAGCUAUCUUUCAGGAGGGAAUCCGCUGUAGUAGUGAGUACAGGUCACAAGUAUAACCUCAAACUGAAGUGUAGAGGCCAUGGCACACAGGCCUUGGACGUUCAACUCCUGUACUUUUUUAUUGCGCUGUGCGCUCUGCACUAUGGCAGUUGUUCUGGUCCAAGGCCUGCAGCUCUAUCAUACAAUUAUUUUGUCUAUUUGUGAUGUGGUUAUUAAUCAAUGAGUCAGUUUUGUCUUAACCAAACGAAUGUCUUUUGCUGUCAUUUUUUUCACCAUCUCUCCCUUGUAUGUCUGACGUGGUUACCAGUGCCAUAUCAACCACGUUGGCUUGCGUGGCACAGAGAAUUUGGUCCUCUGGGUCACUUUUUUUCCCCCAACGCAAUCAGUACUGCUAUUAGCCACUUUCAAACUAUCUCGUUCCCUACCGAAACCCCACACAGUAAACAAUGCAGAGGCGGGCCAGAUUCAACAGGAACGUGGAACUAAGUUUCACAACCUCAAUCUCCUGUGCCAUGGCCCUGUUUGCUGUGUGGCAGUUUCUUACGAGGAAGUGCAACGUUGAGAGACGUGCGUGGCACAGAGGACGUUCGGCGCAAGGCCCGUGUGGAUCUGUUUACAUUUAAAGUCUCCAGCAGCAAUCUCCAGAUACUCACUGCUUUUGGCACCCUACUCUUCUUGCACUGCAAUCAAUAAUUUUUUUAUCUCCCUCUAGGUUCUAAUUUCAAGGGAGGCAGUCUUUUCUUUUCUUUGCAGAAUGGGAACUGUAAUGGCCAUCUUAGAGACGACAAAACGGAGCUCACAAGCUUGAAAUAAGUUAAAGAAAAAGAGCCAUGUAAAUAAUGAAAUGUGUAAAAAAUACUUGCAGCAUAUGUACAUUUAGCAGUGUGUUUUUAAACCUGCUUGAUAAAGUAUUUUUAGUAAUAACACUGAAUGUAUAAGUCAUGCUAAGGACAUGUCUUGACUUCAAAUACGGAAUAUUUUUGUAAAAAAGAAUCUGCCUAUAGCAUUUGUCAAUACCCCUUCACUGUGUAAUGUCUAAUCUUGCACAUGUUUUUUAUUAUUUUUAUUAUGCACAGUGGAUGGCAAAAAAAUGCAUUGUGCAAAAGAAACUUGGCUUACAUUUGACCCUUUGAGGAGACUUGGAUAUGUAUGAAUUGUUAUAUUAUUUUAGUUUCCAGGUGUGCUACAGCCUGAAGACAGCUGCUGGGGACUGGUUUCCCAGACAGAUUGACCCCAAACCUGGAUUAAAACAACUAUUUCAAUGGAUAGUCUCCAUUUGAAUGUUGUUUUUUCAGGACUACUUAUGAUCUGUCUGGAAAACGUGCCCUGAAUUGAGUUGUUCUACUUGAUUGUGCCUACAUUUUAACCCAACAUUACAAAAUUAUGUUGUUGAUCGACAUUGAUUGAUAUUUUGUGAUUAGGUAAUGUGAUUCAUUGACCAAAAAAUGUUUUAUCUAAAAACCACCUUCAGUUAUCUGCUGUUCUUCUGCCAGAAGAUAAUUGAAUUUGGCCCUAUGUUAUUGUCAACCUGGUUUCAUCUGCCUUUGUUUUGUUCUGUGUGUUUAAAUGCAUUGUCUUUUUUUUUUUAAGAACAUGUGUUCUGUUGGUUUCUGUUAAUGAUUCAUACAUGUAUAAGUCUUUGUCCUAAAUUUGAAACUCAAGUGUUUCUCAACAAAUUGGCUUUUAAUUUGUCCCAUUUUGUUUACUGUCACCAAUGAAUAUGAAAUUAUGCCACAUGUCCAGACUUGAUUGAAUUUGACUUAAAAAAAAAAAAGAACCCAAAGCACUGCUUUUAUUGGUCUAAUCAAAAAGUAAAUCCCAAAAAAUAAAAUCCCUUCCCUUUCCCCCCUA